Molecule: messenger RNA, 2636 nt
Organism: Diachasmimorpha longicaudata
Lineage: Eukaryota; Metazoa; Arthropoda; Insecta; Hymenoptera; Braconidae
Product: activating signal cointegrator 1 complex subunit 2
Exons: 3
Coding region: 138-2372 (744 amino acids)
Biological process (GO): regulation of DNA-templated transcription
Molecular function (GO): ubiquitin binding
Source: RefSeq, a predicted model, not a curated record
UGAUAUCCGAGAAUGUCAUAGAGCCCUCCGUUUGUCGCGGACAGCUGAUAUACCCAAUCAGAGGCAUAUUGUAGACUUGAAACUCCAGAAAUAUGUUUAGAUAUUAAUUGUCAAUGGUUGCUGACGAUUAAUUUCUCAUGAUGGAUAAGAAAUUUGGAAUUUCCUCGGUCGUGUUCGAAAAUCCGGAUUAUCUGCCUGUAGAGGAAGUACAGCUGACUGUGCAAGAGGAUGGAGCCACACGAUCUGUUCCAGCCUUGUCCAAUUGUUGGAUGGAGAAACGACACUUUUUACACUACGAGGAACCACUUAUUUACGGGGAUAAUGGAGUGGAGAUCUUGGGCUCGAAAGAUAGGUGGUUGAAGAUUAUGGGACAUUUGAAUAAGGAUUUCAACUGGAUACUGUCCCUUCCUUACCACAAAUUCUGGUCCAACAUUAUUCACAACGAGUCGAUAAUCAACUCCAUGACGAUUUUUCUUGUCGAUUCUCCGACCUUCUAUACAAUUGAAAAAUUCCCCAAUGACGCAGAAAUGAUCGAAGUUUUUGAUCUCCUUGCUCGCAAUAUCCUAAUAACAUUCGCCCGAAUAGUGACAAACCAAGAGAGCCCAGUUGAGUUCAUGGACAAAGACUACCACGGAAAAUUAAUCUAUGAUAAGUAUCUGAUGACGGUUCCAAUUAUGUGGGACCUGUGUCAACUCUACGGUCGUGAAAAUGAUAAAGUCGUGGAGAAGAUACUCAGCAGUGCGAUCAAACUGAAUCCCCUGUACUCAACCGAUUUCAAACAGGCAAUUGACUUUCUCAUCGAGGUCUUCACGACCAUUGAACAGAAGAUGGAAAGUUCUAUGUCAAAUGAAGUGGAGAUGAGUAUUAAGGAUAUUCAGGAUAUGGUGGUGCAUUUAUUGGACCUGUCGACAACUAUUGAAGUCUUUUUGAAUUUAUAUUCUCCGGCUAUUCAACUUUUUUCUACAGAGAACUUCAUUGGGAAGCUGGUCGCCAUUUACGGAGCAACUUUUCCCCAGAUUUACAAAAACUUGGAGUUUAUCGGUUACAACGACGAUAAUCUCAUCGACUAUGCCGAGACAAAGCAUUUUCUAGAAAUUACGAGAGUAUCGAUGAUCAAGGUCUUCAGGACCAUUACUUACCGAGACAUUGCUCUGAUCCUGCAACAACCCGAUCCAUCCAGUGACAAGAAUGUCAGUCAACGUGUGGAUAACUUCUUAGAUUAUCUAACUGCAACUGUCCUCGAGAAGGACUUCCUUAAUGAUUAUAACACAUUCUACCCCAUCGACAGCGAUUUGGACCUCGUUGCCCAAAUCACUGAUGACAUGGAUCACUUAAAGAAGAAUUUUCUACUUCAGUCUGUCUCUCUGACAUUAAUGGACAAGGAUAAUUCUUCUAAUGCCAUUGACCCAUCCAUCAAUUGUUUUCGGAAUCCAUCGUCACUCAAUUCAUUUGUCGAUGAAAAAAAUCACGAAACGUCCCAGACCAAUAAUGUUACUAACACCUCUAAUGUUGAAAAGCCAGAAGAUGCACUCCUAGACCUUAUCAAAGAAGUUAAAGGAAUAAUGUGCCACUUGGGAGAGGGAUUUAUCGCCGAAUGUUUGAAGCACUACAACAAUAAUCCAUCAGCUGUGAUAAAUGCUCUCCUAGAGGACAAUCUACCCCAGGAGUUGAAUGAACUGGAUCGAGAGUUGUGCUAUAUCCCUCCAGAUCCCAUGCUAGCCUCAGCAAAUGUUGACGAGGCGAUUGGCUAUCAGCGGCUCAACGUCUUCGAUGGGGAUGAGUUCGACAUCAUGACUCGUGACAGCAUUGACACGACAAGAGCUCACAGAGGGAAAAAGAAAGACAAGUACAAAAAUCUUGAAGCGAUGUUAAACGACAAAUCGUUCAAGAACGAGGUAUCGACGUUCUAUGAACAAUAUGGAAUCAUUGAGGAUGAAUACGAUGACGAAUAUGACGAUACUUACGAUGGGCAAGACGUGGGUCCCGGAGGUGUCGACGAUCCCGUGGAAAUGGACGCCAGACCCUUCACGAUUCCCAGAGUCUUGCGAAUAGCGGAGAAACCUGAAGAACAUCUGUCAGAGGAUGAAAACGACAAAGAGUGGGAAUCGAAGCCUCAGACGAGUCAAAAUCGGAACGCGAAUUUCUGCGAGAAUCCAGAGGUAUUGAGAGCUAGGGCUGAACAGCGUCGAUUGUCAAGAGGAGGUAAAUCUAAAUCUCAGGGGGAUGUUGUUGGAAGGCCGAAAGGCCAGGGGAAUGACAAGGACGUUCUUGUGAACAGGGAUAGAAAGAACACCAAUAAAUCGUCAAGAGCCAAUCACAACAGAAGGUCUGGAGCUGAAUGGAAAAGAAGGCAAGGCAUGGUGCCAUCUUAAGAUACUCCUGCAGAAAUCAUAUGGAAGUUUAUGGCAAUGUGAUACAGAAUUGAAAUUUAGAAAAUAUAUUCUUUCAGUACAUUGGAAAUUUUCCAUUUUUCUAGGAGAAAAAAAUAAAUGACCAGGAUCGACAAGUAAAAAAACAAUGAUGCAAGAAUUGACUAGUCUAUCUUACUACAUAGUAGCAUUCAUGUUCAUUAACAAAUAUCUUUUUCUAUUUAAAUGGUUUAACAGACGCAAUAAUAAACACUACACUAUCAAAAA